Molecule: messenger RNA, 2495 nt
Organism: Vitrella brassicaformis
Lineage: Eukaryota; Vitrellaceae
Source: the annotation of a GenBank genome assembly
UCAUCGGCGCCUAUCUACCUCCCCUGGAACAAACAGACACCACACAAGGCAUCCACAACACCGACAAGAGAAACACAUCUGCCAUCGUCUGCCGUGCCGCGCACCAGUUGGCUUCCUUACGUGAUCUAGAUCGUGACCUGGAGGGUGACCGUGAGUACCGGCUCCUCUCACGGCGAUCUGAACACACACACACACACCAAUCCACACACACAGACACACAUCGAUCCACACUGGUCAGGCCGCCUCUCUCUCCAUAGCUACCCACCUCGUUCAGGUGCCCUCCUGUCCCUGUUGUCUCUGAUGUCGCGGUCUCCUCGCCUGUCCCUGUCCCUGUCCCCCUCACGGCUGUCCGGACGUCGCCUCCUGUCGUCCCUCCCCCUCUCCCUAUCCCUCUCGCGACUGUCAGACCGAGAACUGCACACAUACAUACCCACCCAUGCAUCCAUCCAUCCAUCAAACAAACAGACAGACAGACGCUGUGCACGCCCUUCGUGUGUGUGGGUGUGCGCAUACCGGUCCCGUCCUCGCCUUUCCCUGUCCCUGUCCCUGUCCCUGCCGCCGCCAUUCCUGUCGUCAUUGCGGUCACGGUCUCGCGGAGGUGCGUCGCGGUCACGGUCACGCCGCUCUGCAGCCAGGCAGGAAGACAGCACACACAUCAGUAGGGAGAGACGUGUGUGCUGCUGCAGAGUGUGAUGUAAGAUCGUCCAGUAGGUGGCGUACGUUUGAGUCUGUCUGGCGGGGGCGGGAAGGCAGAUCGCACGGGGCUCGAGUCGUCAUCGCCUGACAGACAGGGGGACACGAAUGACACACAGACAGACACACAUACGGUGAGUGGUGGACGGAUGUCGGUGUGGGUCAGGUCAGUCAGUGUGUGGUGUGGUGUGGUUGGCUUACCUCCCCCCUUCCGCCUGUCGGGUGCCGCUGGGAAUGGCGUGCGCUGAGGCCCGCCCUCACGGCUGUCACCUGCACAACACAACACACGCACACACCGGAGGAGUGAAAAAGGUCGAUCACCGCCUCGCCCACUGUGUGUCUAGACUGACCUCUGUCUUCAUCCCGUUCAGCCCGCCGCUUGCUGUCGUACCCCCUCUCCCUCUCUCUCUCGCCGCCGCCGCCGCCGCCGCCGCCGCCCAUGGCCAUCAUUGCUCCUCCUCCAUAUGCGUUGGAUUUCUUGGCCUUUUUCUUCUUCCUGCGGCCGAACUCAUCGUACUCGUCGUCGGACUGGUGCUCGUUGCGGUCGGCACUGAUGCGCACACGCCACAGACAGAGGCAGGAGGAUGGCGGUCGAUGUGAUGUGGUGCCCGCGUGGAGGUGUGGUGCUUGCUUACGGGUCCUGCAGGUCGAAAUGGCCACCUCCCCGGCCUGUGCGAGGCUCCUGGCAGCACACACGACAAGACGCACACACAGAUGGGUUGGCAUGACAUGACAUGAGCUGCACUUCUGUCCUCUGCGCAUGUGGGCAUACGUCGUUGAGCCCCGGCUUGGGCGCAUUGCAAAUGUUGCAAGCGUCACGACGGGCCCAGUUGACAUUCCCGCAUCUGACAUGAAGCAAAUUAACAUCAUGAAACAAGGACUUAGGCAGUGUUUGUGUGUGCCCUCUUCUGGCUGACCCUGGGCAGGGCCAGUCGCCCUUCUUGAAGAGACCAGGAGGACCGCCUGCACACACACACACACCAGACACAAGGAGAGAUGAAUCGGCCAAUGUCUGCUGAGAGGCGGUGUGUGUCAGUCAGUGUCUUUCACGCACGCACCCCAGUUGGGAAUGUCCUGGAGGGGAUCACCAGCUGCAACAAAGACACAGGCACGACGACACGUACGUCACCAGCCCGAUCAGCAGAGUGCGGCUGUGCCGUCUGGCUAUUCAGUCAGUUCAGCGCACUUUUGGGUUUGUUCGCGCCGCACUUGUUGCACUUGGUGCGCUUGGCGAAAUUGAUGUUGCCACACCUGCAUCAGUCGAACACGAUGCAUGCAGGCCGCAAAGGCACAUCCUCCUCAGUUCCCGUGUGCGGAAUCUCUCUCUCUCCUUCUCCUCACGUUGGUUCGGGGCACUCCCAGUCGCCUUCCUUCAUCUGGCGCGCUGUGCGCAGCACACACACAACCAUCGAUCGUCACCUGUGCGUGUCUCGUCUCGUCCGCUGCAUCCUCCUUACGACGCUUGGCUCGAAAAGCCCCUCCACCAGCACCUGCUGCACCCGCGGCGCCGGGAGCCGCGGGAACCGCACCGCCUGAUCAACACACAUACACAUACACAUCGGACAGAUGAUUCCGCAUAUAUUCGCAUCACCCUACUGAUCUCACAAUGCACCUGCGUCUGGCGGAGGGAAGGCGCCGGGGACUCCCGGCAUCGCGACUGCGCCGGGGAUAAUGGGCGGGAUGGGUGGGACGAGGGGAUGGCUCUCGGGUGAUGCCACGCCCACCGCUGCUGCCGCUGCUGCGUCGGGUGGCGGGACACCAGGUCCAGGUGCUCCAGCAGGCCACCCGUUGCCGGCGAACAU